Molecule: messenger RNA, 1202 nt
Organism: Eremomyces bilateralis CBS 781.70
Lineage: Eukaryota; Fungi; Ascomycota; Dothideomycetes; Eremomycetales; Eremomycetaceae
Exons: 2
Biological process (GO): regulation of transcription by RNA polymerase II
Cellular component (GO): nucleus
Molecular function (GO): DNA-binding transcription factor activity, RNA polymerase II-specific; RNA polymerase II cis-regulatory region sequence-specific DNA binding
Source: RefSeq, a predicted model, not a curated record
UCUACAACAACAAUUGUACACCAAGUUCAGAACACGGUAUUCUCCUUUAAAUUGUGCUAUGAGUUAGAGAAGGAGUCGGAAUUCGGAGAUCCCUCUUAUACCGAGGACCUCAAAAUGCUUGCCCAACCGUCCCUCAAGCGACAUGCAUUUGAUUUCCAGGACGCAAGUCCAAGUAAAAGGACACGCAGAGCCUCCGACGAGCUCCCAGACAUAGAUGAGGACAUCAUCUCUCCAGAGCAUCUCAUAUCUGAAACAGAAUGCACCCCUCGCACCACCCGCUCCUCCUCCACCGCCUCCCGUCCCAAGAUCUACGACUGCCCCUACGACGCCUGCGGCAAGUCCUUCAACCGCCCCUGCCGCCUCUCCGACCACAUCCGCACGCAUACCAAUGAACGCACCCACGCAUGCCCGUACCCCGACUGCGCGAAGACCUUCUUCCGCGACACCCACAUGAACCGGCACAUCAAGUCGGCGCACAAGCAAGAGCACAACUACGGGUGCACGUGGGCGGGGUGCGGCAAGCGGUUCAACACGGGGACGCGGCUCCGACGACAUAUGAAAACGCAUGAGGACGUCCAGUUCCAGUGCACGGAGUACCCGCCUUGCGGCGAGAUGUUCAGGAAGCAUUCGACCCUCGCGGCGCAUGUCUCGGAGGUGCACCUGGGCCGGAAACCGUAUCCGUGUCCAUACACCGACGAUAGCACCGGCGAGGCAUGUCCCCGGGGCUACGACAGCGCUGCGAAGUUGAAGAGCCACAUUGAGCAAAACCACGAGAGCAGCAAAUCCUACUGGUGUCCCACCUGUACCCAACACGCCUCGUCCCAGCUCUCCGAUCAGCUCUCCGACUCCCCCCAACAACCCCCCCAUCUUGCUCCAUUCCCCACAUACCGUGCCCUCCAGACUCACAUCCGCGACGCACACCCGCCCCAAUGCCCACACUGCUCGACGCCCAUCCACCGCGCCGCGGCGCUACGCGCGCACAUCGAGCUCCACCACCCCGACGCCCCGGAGCGGCCGGACCCCGCGGACUGCAAAUACGCGUGCGACAUGGACGGGUGCGGGCGGGCGUUCACGCGGCAGGGGAUCCUGGCGGAGCAUAAGCGGCUACAUCAUCGGAAGGCAGGGCGGAAGGGGGAUGCGGAGGUGUAUGUGGCGGCGAGGAAGGGGAAGAGGUCGGAUACGGUGAUGCGGUUGACGGGGGC